CGUCCCUCCAUCGCGGCUCCAUCUCGUAACGUACAGCGUACAGCCUGUGGCAGCCUAUGGUCGCGGAUGUGGUUGCGUCCCGCUCGCGGUGCGAUAUUUCGUUUCUGUUUUCGCUAUCUCGUGCCGAAAGCCGAAAGGACGUCUCGAGAGUCGAGAGUCGAGACUCUCGAGUGAUUCUCCGGGUUUCGUGUUGUACGAGGCACGGUGAAAUUCUAUCGUUUACGCUUUCCGUCGACGGGCACGCACCGCCAGGAGAAUGCCGAAGAGGAAGCAUCAGGCCCUCAUAGAUUCCGACAGUAGCGGGAGCGCGUCGGAAAGCGGCUCGGAUCUCGACAAUGAUCUGUUGUCACUGGCAAAGAAAAAGAAAGGAAAGUCUCAAGAUGAUUCGCAAUCAAACGAGGAUAAUGGAUCCAUUAAGAAGGAUAUCAAACACGAGUCGGACAUGUCAGAUUCCGAUGAUAAUUGGAAUAAUAAAGCUGGGAAAACAAAGAAGAAAAAAGCACCGGGAAAGAGAAGCAAGCGAAAGAUGACAAAGUCCAGCUCUGAGGACAGUGCCAGUGAAAAGGAACCUUCUAAACAACUUUCCGAACCAGAAGAAGGUGAGGUAUCAGAUUCAGAUCCAAGUGGUUCUAGCUCUAGCCAAGAAGAAUUUAAUGAUGGCUACGAUGAUAAACUUAUGGGAGAUGCAGAAGAUCAAGCUAGACUUGCUCAAAUGACUGAAAAAGAACGCGAGCAGGAAAUUUUUAAACGAAUUGAACAACGUGAAAUUAUGAAGACAAGAUUUGAAAUUGAAAAAAAGCUAAGAAUGGCCAAGAAACAAGAAUUGAAAAAACAAAAGGAAUCAAAGAAGAAAGAGAAGGGUAUUGAAGAGAAACAGAAAAUAGAUCGGGCACCAGAUCCUAAAGAGAGAAGUAAAGAUCGCAAAAAGACAAUAGAAGAAAAACAGGAUAAGAAAUUUCAUGCGAUGUCAUUGCUCAAAGCUAGACGUGAAGAGAAGAAAGAACGAGAGGAAAAGGAGAAACAGAGGAUAGAACAGCAGCAGCAACAAUCGAAGGAUAUGGAGGAAGAAGAAUUGGAAGAUGAUCACAAAGGUGGCGCAAACAAGACGAAACUUAAGGCAUCUGACAUAUAUUCUGAUGACAGUGGCUCAUCGGACAGCGGAGAAGAAGAAGAAGUCGCCAAAUCAGCAUCUCAACGCAGAUCGUCCUCCAGUGAUAGUCGUGAUUCGGAUUCGGACAACGAUAAGAAAUCAAUUACUAGCAACAAAGCUAGACCCAAGAAGCCAGUGUAUAUUGGUACUAAGGAGGAUUUAAAUAAAAUUCGACUGUCUCGUCACAAGAUGGAGAGAUUCGUUCACUUACCGUUCUUUGACAGAGUGGUGCGAGGUUGCUUUGUCAGAAUAGGAAUCGGCAACAAUAACGGUAAACCUGUCUACAGAGUAGCUGAAAUAAGCGGAGUAUGCGAGACAGGGAAGAUUUAUCAGCUUGGCGGUACGAGGACGAAUAAGGGUUUGAAAUUGCGUCAUGGUGCGCAGGAACGCGUAUUCAGAUUGGAAUUCGUCUCGAAUCAGGAAUUCACCGAUUCCGAAUUCUUCAAGUGGAAAGAAACUUGUGCACUACAAGGAAUAUCAACGCCUACGUUCGAUGAAGUGGAACAAAAAUUGAAAGAUAUUAAGGAAGCAAUGGUAUACGAAUUCAAAGAGGAAGACAUAGAAAAGAUAGUACGCGAAAAAGAGAGAUUUAAACAGACUCCCUACAACUACGCGAUGAAAAAAGCGCAGCUGAUGAGAGAACGUGAUGCGGCUAAUUGCAGGGGAGAUGACGAAACGGCUAGUAGGCUUAAUCAAGAAUUAAGUGAAUUGGAAGAGCGCGCAUCGGAACUAGAUAAAAUGCGUACAGCAACAAUUUCUAGUAUAUCGUACAUAAAUGAUCGCAACAGAAAGAAAAAUGUGGAGGAAGCUGAGAAAGCUAUAAUGGAAGAGCUGAAGGCUAAUAAGGGUAAGAAGGUCGAUGAUCCAUUCACCAGGCGAAGUACUAAACCGAGGAUGGUGUACAAACCAGAAGAUGAGUCCGAAGUAGUAGCGACAGUUCCAGUGAAUGAUAAAUCGAAUUCUCAUCCUGCUGGAGAUUCAAUGUCUGCUGCUGAUAAAGAGAAUGGACAGGAAUCUAAGAAGAAGCAAAGUACAGAAGACCUAUUCAAUGCUCAUGACUUUGAUAUAACAAUUGAUUUGGAAGUUCCUAUUCCAAACAAUCCUGUUAGCGUUUUACCGAAGCCCAUUAAUAACAUCAAGGAUACAGGACCUCGUCGAUCGUUAAAUUUAGAAGAUUAUAAAAAGAAACGCGGUCUUAUCUAACAGUUUAUACAUCUUAAAUAUCGUAAAGAUAUAAUAAGGCUAAGUUGUCGAGGUUGUCUUGUAGUAAUUAAAGAUAUCGCCUCACCUAUCGAAUGCUCCGUUUAAUUCGACAAGAACAGGUAUACAUUCUUGUAAUUAUUGACUGACAGUCUAGGUUAUUUAACAACAAUGUUACGACUAAUGGCGAAACCAUCUGUUUAAUACGUUGAACAUGGUGGUAGCUUGCUAAUUCUAUACGAAAGAUAAUAAUAGCUAGUACUGUAUUACAGUUACGUAAUAAAUAAAGGAACGAAAUAAAUUAUACGAUACCUGAUGACUUUUAGAAUUUUAUAACAUGACAUUUGAUUAAUGGUUAUAUUCACUUAUGGAUAUACGAUAAUUUAUGUGAGAUAUAUCAAGAUUAUUGCUGUGAAUUAUGCUGCUAUUCUUUAUCCAUUACUAUCACCAACAUUCAUCAUGACAUUCAACGUAUUACAGAUGGCUUUAACUAUAAAGGUUCCAGCAAAUAGGUUCCUAUUAUGUAUUCCAAAUAGCGACAUUGCCAUUGUCAAACGCAAAAUUAUAAUUACACAUGUAAUGAUUGAGUACGUAGAACGAUUAUUUGAUAAUAAGAGUACUUAUGAUCUAAAAUUAGGUACUAUAAAAAGAAUAUAAUCUUAUGUUUUAUUAUACAUUUUCCGUACACAUCGUAUACAUGGGACAACCAUAUAUCACAUACUUAAAUAAGAAAGAAAGAAAAAAGAAGAGAAGAAAUACGUUUAUAUUGAAUGAUGAAGUUAUUUGCCAAAUUCUUACAAAUAGAAAACAAACAAAUAAAAAUAUCGUUUGUCUAUGAGCAUUAACUCUGAUUCCAUAGGAUUUUGUGUUAUAUAUUAUAGAAUAAAAAUCUUACUAAGCCAUUUUAACGAAAAAUGGAAUACAUAAUUAACAUGAAUAACAAUAUUAUAUUGAUAUCAAUCAGGUAUACUUAAAUCUUUAAAUUGCACGUAUUACAUUAUACUGUUGAUGUAUUGUAUGUUGAUGUGCAGUUUAUUGUCAUUUUAAAAUGUCUCAAAUUAUUGUCUAUAUAAUUUUAUUAUGGUCUAUCGAAGAAAAGCAAAACUAUGUAAAUAUUUCAACGCGUUGAAAUUAUAAUUUUUAUUGUUUGAAAUUCUAGAUAUUAAAUAAUGCAUUAAUGCAAAAAUGCAAGAAAUAUUUUUAGCCGUAUCAAUAUUCUCUUUAAAAAAAUUAAGAAGCCAACUAAAAAUAGGUAAUAUAUUGUCUAUUUCUUACUUUUUUUUUAUUAUUUUAAUGUCGCCCCAGAGAAAUUGUGUCAAAUGUACGAAAAAUGUAUUUUAUAGUUGUAUUUAUGAUUAUGACAUGUAGAAAAUAUGUACAAAACGAAUGUGGCAUCAUAUUAAUAUUAUGAUUGUAACAAAGCACCUUUAUUAUGUCUCUACAUUUCUUUUAUUGAAAUUGUACAUAUGUGUAUUUAGGGUGUGUUAUAUUAUAAGCGGACAAGAAACAGACAAGAAACUUUAGGAUCUUCUAAUCAUUUAACGAGCCAUUAUUUUUUCUGACCUAGAAAAUGUCUUUAAGAAAUAAUUGUGUAGUCGUCACUAAAUAUUGUAAACUGUAGAAAGCAGUCCUUAUAUUGUGUAAUAUAUCGUUUGUAUGAAACGUACGAAGGAUUAGCACAUCGAAUGCUGAAAUAAUGGACGCGUAAUAAUAUUUAUAUUUAUAAUACUCGGAACCAGGAAUGGAUAAGAUUAUAAAUUAUAAGCUUGUAUAUGUAUGUAUAUAUAUACAUACAUAACAAUUUUAUAUAUACAUGUAUAUAAUUUGCUAGUAAUAUUCAAUUCCACACGCAUGCACGAUGCGCCAUGUUUGUAAUAUAUUAACAGUUUUUAUCUUUGUAAUAUGUGCGUUUUUUUAUUAAUGUAAUUUUUUCGCGGAAAAACAAUUAUAAGUUUCCACUACGGGCAAUUGUGUUAUUUAUUGGAAAUUUUUUAGUGUAUUGUCUACCGAAGAUACAUCUCGAUCUUUUUGUAACAAACAUAAUGCCACUCAUAUGUACAAAGAUAAUUAUAUUAUAAACUAUACAGCUAACAGUAUUUAAAAUAUAUACACAUGUGUAUAUGUGGGUGCGUGUGUGAAUGUGUUUAAGCUACUAUUAGAACGUAUUUCAUAUUUAUUCAAUCGGAUCUUAUAUUUUUUGGAUUUACUAAGUGCAUUAUUGUAUUCGUCAAAAAAAUUAUGUAUUUUGUUACGGUAUUUUUCGCAUAUAAUUUCUGUAUCGAG
Monomorium pharaonis (pharaoh ant) is the source of this 4633-nucleotide messenger RNA. It is a transcript of the gene Rtf1, whose product is annotated as RNA polymerase-associated protein Rtf1. Gene Ontology annotation, cellular component: Cdc73/Paf1 complex. The transcript has 8 exons. Gene Ontology annotation, molecular function: DNA binding; RNA polymerase II C-terminal domain phosphoserine binding. The coding region runs from base 257 to 2353 and encodes 698 amino acids. NCBI's taxonomy places the organism in Eukaryota, Metazoa, Arthropoda, Insecta, Hymenoptera, Formicidae. The record is from RefSeq and is a predicted model, not a curated record.